AUGAUACUGCUUACUGAAGCACCGAACGUUUCAACGCUCAAACCUGCAAAUCUCAGAUUCGAUAUAACUAUCGGUAUCAUGUACCCUGUACCCAUGGAAGAGAUUGGAAGACCUCCCAUUCUUGUGGCCCAGUCGGCUUUCAAGUUGUCAGCAUUACGGAGCAUACUCAGUUUCGACACAUCUUGGCCUACCCCAUUAACUGUCGGGCGCAUGGUGGUAGAUAACAAAGCCCUGUCCCAGCUUGUCGGCCAUCAAAACGUGUCCAUCCACCCUCCAGACUUCCGUGCUCCACAUGUCCGCAUCCAUAUACCGAAAGGGGCAGAAUCCUUGGCGAAUUCACCUGUCAGUACAGUCUUCAAAAAGAUCCUGACAUGGUACAUCCGACGAACCGCGCCAGCGAAAUACCACGAUAACCUGGUUCCCACCUACCCUCCUGGAUGCAAACGCCUGGUCCUUGAUUCUAACUACCUAGCCGCUUUGCACCAACCCAACGUUGAUCUGAACUGGACCGGAAUCCAGGAAUUCGUCGAGGAUGGCAUUGUUCUCAAGACUGGUGACAUGGUCUUUCUUUCAAGCUCAGCAAUGCGUUGCUUUACCGCUUCGUGUGCUGAUAUCACCGCAUCUUUCGACAACUUGCUGGUGUCCCUCGAGCCCUCAACAACCUCCGGCAAGCCUGACAUAACCACCGAAGUCCAGAAGCAUGGGGCCGUAUGGAUUUUUGGCAUACCCAUGCUUUCAGCUUACCGCGAUAGGAAUCAAGCUAGCGCACCUCUUUGCAAUUUGUGGGAAGAAACGUCGACGGGGGUGUCAGAAAGUGGCGGGUGCGGUGACAGAAGAGAAGACGCUUUCACAUUCUCGCCGGUACUUGAAUGCGUCUGA
Molecule: messenger RNA, 879 nt
Organism: Suillus subaureus
Lineage: Eukaryota; Fungi; Basidiomycota; Agaricomycetes; Boletales; Suillaceae
Exons: 10
Coding region: 1-879 (292 amino acids)
Source: RefSeq, a predicted model, not a curated record